Messenger RNA from Orycteropus afer afer, 264 nucleotides. RefSeq names its product selenoprotein W (gene SELENOW). The transcript has 5 exons. Lineage: Eukaryota; Metazoa; Chordata; Mammalia; Tubulidentata; Orycteropodidae. Gene Ontology annotation, biological process: response to selenium ion. The record is from RefSeq and is a predicted model, not a curated record. Gene Ontology annotation, cellular component: cytosol.
AUGGCUCUCGCCGUUCGAGUCGUUUAUUGUGGUGCUUGAGGCUACAAGUCCAAGUAUCUUCAGCUCAAGAAGAAGUUAGAAGAUGAGUUUCCUGGUCGCCUGGACAUCAGUGGCGAGGGGACUCCUCACGUCACCGGGUUCUUUGAAGUCAUGGUAGCAGGAAAGUUGAUCCACUCUAAGAAGAAAGGUGAUGGCUACGUGGACACAGAGAGCAAGUUUCUGAAGCUGGUAGCUGCCAUCAAAGCCGCUUUGGCUCAGGGGUAA